AUGAGUGCAAGUCGCCUUGUGUCUCUCAGAGCAGCAGCUCUGGGGAAUAGCUAUAGGCCUCGAAUCACGCCAUUGCAUGUCUUCAAGAGUGGUAGCACGGUCAUUGCUUCUCGGAAUGUAGCUCCUCUUGCUCGGAGUGCUAACUUACCAUCUAACGUGAGCAAGCGGCUAUUGUCGGAUUCAACCCAACCGCAAGCCACGUUUCAAGAGAUCAACGUUACGAACGAUCCAUUUGAUGAGAAAAGUACGCAAUUGGCCUAUCGCUCAGCUUUGAAAAGCGGCAAUGUCGUUAUCAAAACCAAUAGUAAGACUGGAGCGCCCUUCUGGCAGUUCGGAUCUCUCUAUCUUAGAGAGAAUUGUCAAUGCCCCAAGUGCAUUCAUCCGGAUACAAAGCAAAGGAUUGUCGACACAUUCUCGCUUUCGCCCCGUGUCCAACCCGCAGAAGUCCAGAACAAGGGCGCUAAUGACAUCCAAGUCAAAUGGAGCGAUGGACAUGAGAGCACAUAUUCUUGGAAGUGGCUUUCGGCGCACAGGGGGAAUCUCAAACCAGCGAUCAAAUCGAAGGAAGUAAAGCCAAAUAGACUCCCUAGGCCUUUCAAGGCAUACGACCCUGAAAAGGGUAAUCCAUACCCUGAAGUGGCGUACGAGGACGUGAUGUCCAAGGAUGCCGCAGUGUUGGAAUGGUUGGAGAAAAUCUGGGUAUGGGGCUUCUGCUUCGUGAAAGGUGUUCCCGUCAAUCCCGAAUCAACCAAAACUUUGAUCGAAAGAAUCGCAUUUAUUCGACACACGCACUACGGUGGUUUCUGGGAUUUCACUGCGGACCUAACCUAUAAGGACACGGCAUAUACGAACGAGUUGCUAGGUGCUCACACGGAUAACACCUACUUCACCGAUCCCGCAAGGCUACAACUCUUCCAUCUGCUGUCUCAUACGGACGGAACAGGUGGAGAGAGCUUACUCGUGGACGGCUUCGCGGCUGCCAAAGCGCUGUCCAAGGAUAGCCCGGACUUCUACAACUCUCUAGCUAGCUCUCGGCACCCAUGGCACGCAAGUGGAAAUGAUGAUGUCUGUAUCCAACCUUCCACCACUGCACCUGUCCUCAAGGUUCAUCCCGACACCAAAGCCGUUUACCAAGUUCGUUGGAAUAACUAUGACCGCGCGCCGAAAACCAGCUGGCACGUAUCGGAGCAAAAGGACUGGUAUAUGGCAGCCCGGGCCUACAAUGAUAUAUUGACCAAACCUUCGAAUGAGAUCCGGACCCAACUACAGCCAGGAACAGCAUUGAUCUUCGAUAACUGGAGAAUGUUGCAUGGUCGCUCCGAGUUCACUGGAAAACGUCGCAUGUGUGGUGGCUAUGUCAACAACGACGACUUCAUCUCACGUUUGCGCCUUCUCAAGUUUGGCCGCCAGACCGUUUUGGACAAUCUUGGAAAUACCAGGGGCUGGCAGAAUCGUGAAAACCCAUACUCAAUCUAUUAG
Molecule: messenger RNA, 1479 nt
Organism: Penicillium subrubescens
Lineage: Eukaryota; Fungi; Ascomycota; Eurotiomycetes; Eurotiales; Aspergillaceae
Product: putative trimethyllysine dioxygenase TmlH
Exons: 12
Coding region: 1-1479 (492 amino acids)
Biological process (GO): carnitine biosynthetic process
Cellular component (GO): mitochondrion
Molecular function (GO): iron ion binding; trimethyllysine dioxygenase activity
Source: RefSeq, a predicted model, not a curated record